Molecule: messenger RNA, 1203 nt
Organism: Trichomonas vaginalis G3
Lineage: Eukaryota; Parabasalia; Trichomonadida; Trichomonadidae
Product: protein ubiquitination
Exons: 1
Coding region: 1-1203 (400 amino acids)
Molecular function (GO): protein binding
Source: RefSeq, a predicted model, not a curated record
AUGAAUUUCGAUUAUAAUGAACUUGUAGAGCUAAACAAAGAUUAUAUCAGAAUUUCAAACAAUUUAUAUCGGUUGAAUUAUCGCAACGAAGAAGAAAUAAACCAGUUUUACAGUGAAAUUAAAAAGUAUCUUAUUGAUACGAAAAUACAAACCCCAUCUAAAGUUAUCGAAAUGAUAUUGACUACCAUACGAUUCAAUCUCCUUUAUUUUAAGAGCUACCAGAUUUUGAUUAAAAAGAUUAUCGAAGAAUUUCAUCCAAAAACAGUCAACAGUAUCUAUAAAAAGUUUGGAAUAGAUUUUCAAGAAGAAAAUAAAACAAAUUAUGAUACCACAAAGUUACCAAGUAAUAUUCAUGAAGAAAAUUCAUUUUACAGAGCAAUUAUGGAUGAUAACAAAGAAUUAUUUAUAAUAUUUAUAGAACAAGAAGGCUUUGAUAAAGAUCAAAAAGUAUACGGUUUUUAUCCAUAUUAUGGGAUUUCAUUACUUGAAAUGUGCUGUUAUUAUGGCUCAGUUGGUUGUUUUAAGCUAUUAAGAACAAAAUUCAACUCAGAUAUUACCAGAAUAUGUCUUCAUUUAUCAUUUUUGGGAGGAAAUCCAGAUAUUAUGAGUGAGUGUUUGAAAUAUGAAAAACCAGAUUAUCAAUGCAUGAAAUAUGCAAUUAUUUCUCAUAACAUUGAUUUUAUUACUUUCUUGAUCAAUGAACACAAUCUGGAAAUUACAAAUUUGCAAUGGACUUUGGAUUACCAUAAUCUCCAAGCGUUAUUUGUUGAUUUAGAUCGAACAAAAUAUAUCAAUACAUGUUUUGCUUAUGCAUCGUGCUUCAAUAUUCCUUCCCUUUGCGAAUACUUUCUUGCUCAUGGAUUGGAUGUAAAUGUAGAAGAUUAUCACCGUAGGAGAACUGCUCUUCAUUAUGCAGCAUGGUUUGGUUGUAAAGAAGCAGCAGAAUUUCUUAUUUUACAUGGUGCAUGGUUAAAUUCAAAAGAUACAGAUCAGAAAACAGCGCUUCAUUAUGCAGCCGAAAAUAAUAUGGAUGAAAUUGUUGAAUUGCUAAUUUCAUAUGGUGCUGAUGUUAAUGCACAAGACUAUAAUAGAAGGACACCCCUUUCUUGGGCUGCAAUGAAUAAUAAUAAAGAGGCAGCAAAAGUUCUUACUUCACACGGGGGUUGUAUUUAUGGACAUGUAACUGAUUUCCAAAGAUAUUAA